This is a messenger RNA of Chrysemys picta bellii (western painted turtle), 855 nucleotides long. The record is from RefSeq and is a predicted model, not a curated record. Lineage: Eukaryota; Metazoa; Chordata; Testudines; Emydidae.
UCCGGCCACACCUGUCGCAUUACGCUUUCUCGGUAAAGUAACUGUUUUCAAAUCGACUGGCCUGUCUCUCAUUUACAUCAAGCCCUUUUUAUCCCAGUGUAACGGGGACUUAAUGCAGGUGUACUGUAAUUUGGUCCCAUAUAAAGGCCCUUUUACACGGCUGGUGUAAGUGAGAAUCAGGUCCUUUGACAACGUAACUUGAUUAGAGGAUUUCGAUUGCCGCGAUGCUGGGGAAGAUGGCGGCAGCUGUUCAAACCUUUGCAUGCCUCGUGGUGCUCAGCAGCUUACAAGCUUACGAGGACAAAGAGGUGCCACGCAGUCAGGUGAAUGGGACUGUCGGUGGCACGGUGUAUCUAAACCCCAAACUGUCAGUCCCAAAGCAAUACAAGCAGAUCACCUGGCGGUUUAACACCACCCAAAAGAUCCUGAUUAAAAAAUGGGGUCAGUCAGAGUCUUACCCCAGUGACUAUUUUCGUAAUAAACUGCAUUACCACGAGAAUCACAUGCUGGAAAUUAACCAGCUGGAGAAGAAAGACAGCAGCACCUACCGGAUGGAAGUGGAAGACAACCAAAGCCAGGAGACAAAUGAAUUAUUCCGACUGGACGUGUACGAGCCCGUCCCUAAGCCCAGUGUGAAGGUCACUAUCAGGGUCAACAAAGAUGGAUGGUGCAAUGUCACCCUGGUGUGCAUUGUGGAUGCCACCCAAGUGACCUACCGCUGGUGCAAGAAUGAAAAGGAUUUAGUGGGCAAAAAUAGCAGCACACUGGACCAGGGCCAGCUCUAGGCACCAGCGUUCCAAGCAUGUGCUUGGGGCGGCACUUUUCAAGGGGCGGCACCCCGGCCCUUUGGGGGCG